AUGUCACUUGACAGGAAAAUGAUACUUCCUUUAAGGCUACCGCUGAAGCAUAUCCUUAAUGUCAUCCUUGGUCUCUUUUUCAAGGGGAAAAAGAAGCCAAGGCUGGCCUUAGGGCUGCGACCGCGGUAGCUCUAAUUCCUCCAACGAACAGUGCAGUUGUAAUGAGUAGCGCCAGAAGAAGUACAUCUUCUUCAACAGGAACAACUGGCUUUGGCAACAUCGCUGGAAACAUCGCUACGGAGCCACGUGGUGUUGCCUCAGUACCAUUAGUUGCGAGUGCUCCAUCUUAUCCAUCUUCGAGUGGUAGCAACAUGAUGUUAACAACAGCGUCAUCGAACUCCAAGACUACGACGACAAGAUUUGUUUGGCCUGCUGCACCCGUCGCUCGUCCAUGUCUUACACCGCCACAACCAUUGCAACUCCCAAAUCUCGUUCCACUGUCUGCGCGGUCGUCGACUAUUUCAUCUGCGAGGUGA
Amoebophrya sp. A25 is the source of this 476-nucleotide messenger RNA. NCBI's taxonomy places the organism in Eukaryota, Dinophyceae, Syndiniales, Amoebophryaceae. The record is from the annotation of a GenBank genome assembly.